Molecule: messenger RNA, 755 nt
Organism: Saprolegnia parasitica CBS 223.65
Lineage: Eukaryota; Oomycota; Saprolegniomycetes; Saprolegniales; Saprolegniaceae
Exons: 6
Coding region: 9-755 (248 amino acids)
Source: RefSeq, a predicted model, not a curated record
GAUCCAGGAUGCUCUCGGUGGGAAAGGUCGCGUGCCGACAUCGCGCCCGCGACACGGAGCCCCUCGACAGAUCAGCGCCACAAGACGACGACAGUGACACGGAGGACGAAGAGGACAGCAACGAUCGGUGCGUCACCCUUCUCGGCGGCCUCGUCUCGCUCGUCGUUGCGCUCGCCGCCAUGUACGUGGCACUGCUCACGACGCCGACGCCGCUGCAAGCGGCGAGCCAACAAUCGCGGGUGCUGCAACACCCAGAGACCAUCGAUGCCCAGCUCCUGCGCCAGCGCCUCCUUGAGACAGUCGUGCACACGGCGCUGCCAGCCCACCGCUACGCCGAGCUGCCACUGUCGUUUGUCGAUGUCGGCGGUGUCGUCUACGGCCUUGCGCCACUUAACCCGCAGGCUUUCCUCGACCACUCGGAGACGCUCGCUCCCACCGCCGACGUCCUGGACAUGGAAGCCGCGCUCCGGGCCUUCCACGAGGGCUCGCUCUUGACCUGCGAGUUUCGUCUCGGGUCGUUUGCUACUGCGGGCUACUUGCUUCGAUUUCCGCCCAAUGCGGCGGUGGUGCCGCAGGACCUCGACGACGCGGUUGUCGUCGCCGCCCGCGUCUGCGGCCAAGCCUUUGUCUGGAAGUGGACGCGCCACGCGUGGGCAGCGACCGACGACGCGGUCGUGCAGGAGAUCCUGCCCGCGUUCGCGCAGCUCGCGUCGCUUCGCCUGCGCUACCCCAGCUACAUGCUCUUGGCGCCAUAA